This is a messenger RNA of Oncorhynchus mykiss (rainbow trout), 1053 nucleotides long. RefSeq names its product RDS/peripherin-like protein xRDS35. The record is from RefSeq and is a predicted model, not a curated record. Gene Ontology annotation, cellular component: plasma membrane. Gene Ontology annotation, biological process: visual perception. NCBI's taxonomy places the organism in Eukaryota, Metazoa, Chordata, Actinopteri, Salmoniformes, Salmonidae.
AUGGCACUGCUGAAGCUGCAGUUCCCCCUGCAGAGGCGUGUGCGUCUGGCCCAGAGUCUGUGGCUGCUGUCCUGGCUGGCCGUGCUGGCUGGGGCCUUCACCUUCUCCCUGGGAGUGUACCUCAAGACUGAGCUGCUCCGCAGGGCAGAGGUGAUGGAUAACACAGAGAUCCACGUGGUGCCCAACAUUUUGAUGCUGGUGGGCUUGAUAACCAUCGGGAUCAACCUGUUUGCUGGGCGGGUGUGUCAGGACUCCCUGGACUCUGCCCGGUUCCCCCCCUGGAAGCCCUUCCUGCUGCCUUGGUAUGGCCUGGCCUGGAUGGUGUGUGUCUGGUUGCUGUCUGCUGUGGUGCUCAGCUAUGCCCUGCAGGGACACCUCGAGGAGUCCCUCAAGGUGGGCCUGAGGAACGGUAUCCGGUUCUACCGGGACACGGAUGUCCCGGGCCGCUGCUUCCAGAAGGAGACCAUCGACAGGCUGCAAAUGGAACUGCGUUGCUGCGGCAACACCAACUACAGGGACUGGUUCGAGGUGCAGUGGAUCAGCAACAGAUACCUGGACUUCACCUCUAAAGAAGUCAAAGAUCGUGUGCGUAGCAACGUGGACGGUCGUUACCUGAUGGAUGGAGUUCCGUUCAGCUGCUGUAACCCCGGCUCCCCUCGGCCCUGUCUCCAGAACCACCUGACUGACAACACUGCCCACUACAACUAUGAGCACCAGAGUGAGGAGCUGAACCUGUACAACCGCGGCUGCAGACAGGCGCUGGUCGACUACUACAUGGGCCUCAUGAACACCAUUGGCCCCGGGAUACUGUCGGUCAUCUCCUUGCAGAUGUCAGUGUUGGUGAGUCUGCGGUACCUGCAGACGUCUCUGGACGGCGUGGACCCGGAGAACCCCGAAGCUGACAGUGAGGGCUACAUCCUGGCAAAGGGGGUGAAAGAAACCAUGAUGGACGUCAAGAACACCAUGUUCAAACUGCUCCAGUUCGGACAGGUGGAAGCAGGUGAUGAGGCAGAAGCAGGGGCGGACGGCGAGAAGGCAGCCACGUCCAGCUAG